Molecule: messenger RNA, 441 nt
Organism: Protopolystoma xenopodis
Lineage: Eukaryota; Metazoa; Platyhelminthes; Monogenea; Polystomatidea; Polystomatidae
Source: the annotation of a GenBank genome assembly
AUGCGUGUUGUCGUGCAAGAUAUCCUUAUGGCAGAUAGGUAUCCCAUGUCGGACGAUGAGGAUGAGGAUGCCGAUCAGUUACUUGGUGCCCCUACGAACAAUGCUUCUCUAAAUGGACAAAAUUUCACAGAGGCUGUGGAUCCUGUUUCUUAUCGCGAAAAAGAUUCUGGAUCCAGCUUUGUUUCCAAUAGGCGUAAGGGAACAAGUGGCCGGCGGGAGGCUGCAGACGAUCUCCCUCAAGACAUUACAGGUCACCUGGAAGGGAGUCCUGGAAAAUUUGUCGUUCGGAGUGACAAAGGCAGUCGUGUAGACAGACUGGCGGGCAAUUUCAAGGCUAAGGCUAAUACUGAUACUAUGGAGGAUUCUCUGGUUCAAUCCAGUUUGUCUUCCUUUCCUGAGGAGGAGUAUUAUACUGUGCUUUUUGGUAACAACAACUGGUAG